AUGGGAGGAAACAUUUGCAAGCACAUCCAGGGAGUAAAUGUUGAAUGCAGGUUGUGCAAUGGUGUUGUUGAGACUAUUGAUCACCUCUUCCUUCACUGCCAAGCUUCUCAGGUAACCUUAUUUGCUUCUCCGAUGAGUCUCAGAAUCAACAAUGCUCACAACACUGUGGAGGAAUAUAUCAAUCUGCGGAUGGAAGCUAAAGAUAAAUAUGCGUCUCUGAAGAUGGGAGCUUGUGUUUUUUGGGCUAUUUGGAAAGCCGGAAACUCGGUUGUGUUCGACAAAGGAAGCUUCAUCAUUCAAGCAGUGAUUCAAGAGGCCAUGUAUUGGUACAACCUUGACACUAAGCCUUAUGCUACUUCAACUUUACCUACAGAAUCUGAUAUUCUUGAUUCUCAUAACGAUCAGUGGAUUCCUCCUCACAUCAACACUAUAAAAAUAAACUUUGAUGGAGCGGCUGGUCCAAAGGGGUUCGCUUGUAGUGCAGUAGCCAGAGACAGUACUUCUUCCUUCCAAGGUUGUCAAACUAAGACCUUUCAAUAUAACUCUGCGGUGGAGGCUGAAACAAAUGGAUCCCUUCUUGCUCUCGAAUUGGCCAGAAACAGAGACUUCAAGGAUAUCAUUUUGGAAGGUGACUCUUUAAUCAUUAUCAAUUCCCUCAGAUAUUCGAGUUUUCAGACUCACUGGAAAAUCAGGAACACCCUCAGCAGAUUGAAAGACUUAGUACUUCAUUUCAACUUUGUGUCUUACCAGUAUAUUAAAAAGGAGGCCAAUUCAGUGGCUCACCUUCUUGCAGCUCACGCUGUGUCUACCCAUUCUUCAAAUGAAUGGUAUUCUUCCCCUUCUUCUUGUAUUACUCAUCUCUUUGAGAGAAUGAGUACUUCUGUCUAG
Molecule: messenger RNA, 888 nt
Organism: Papaver somniferum (opium poppy)
Lineage: Eukaryota; Viridiplantae; Streptophyta; Magnoliopsida; Ranunculales; Papaveraceae
Exons: 1
Coding region: 1-888 (295 amino acids)
Molecular function (GO): RNA-DNA hybrid ribonuclease activity; nucleic acid binding
Source: RefSeq, a predicted model, not a curated record